AUGGUAUUAGCUGAUUUAGGUAAGCGUAUUAACGCUGCUGUGACACAAGCUCUGAACAAUGAUAAAGACGAGUAUGCUGUAACAGUAGAGUUGAUGUUAAAGUCAAUCGCGACUGCUCUUUUGGAAAACGACGUUAAUAUCAAGCUGGUUUCUAAUCUAAGGAAUAAUUUAAAGGUAAAGCUACUUGGAGUUAAGAAUUCUAACAAGGAUACUAGUCAAGCUCAAACGAAGAAACUGAUUCAGAAGACUGUUUUUGAAGAAUUAUGCAGCUUAGUGGAUUGUGAAACGGCUGCUUAUCAACCAAAGAAGAAGAAAUCAAACGUGAUAAUGUUUGUUGGGUUACAAGGCUCUGGUAAGACAACUUCGUGUACGAAGCUUGCUGUUUACUAUUCAAAACGUGGCUUUAAAGUUGGGUUAGUGUGUGCAGAUACCUUUCGAGCGGGUGCUUUUGAUCAGCUAAAACAAAAUGCAAUUAAGGCCAAGAUACCAUUUUAUGGUUCUUACACAGAGACAAAUCCUGUUAAAGUUGCUGCCGAUGGUGUGGAGAAAUUCAAGAAGGAGAAAUUCGAAAUAAUCAUUGUUGAUACUUCAGGCAGGCACCAUCAAGAAGAUGCAUUGUUCCAAGAGAUGGUAGAAAUCUCCGAAGUUGUUAAGCCUAACAGUACAAUUAUGGUUUUAGACGCCUCUAUAGGUCAGGCUGCAGAACAGCAAUCAAGAGCUUUCAAGGAAUCCUCUGACUUUGGAGCUAUAGUUUUAACCAAAAUGGAUGGACAUGCUAAGGGUGGUGGUGCUAUCUCUGCAGUCGCAGCUACUAAAACACCAAUUAUCUUUAUCGGUACAGGUGAACACAUUCACGACUUUGAAAAGUUUUCACCCAAGUCAUUCAUAUCGAAAUUACUUGGUAUUGGGGACAUUGAGUCUUUAUUGGAACAGUUUAAGACGGUUUCAAAUAAAGAAGAUACUAAAGCAACUAUGGAAAACAUCCAACAGGGUAAAUUCACCCUGUUGGACUUCCAAAAACAAAUGCAGACAAUAAUGAAAAUGGGUCCACUUUCUAACAUUGCAAGCAUGAUACCAGGUCUAGGUAAUAUGAUGAACUCUGUUACGGAGGAAGAAACAAGUAAGAAGAUGAAGAAGAUGGUGUACGUUUUAGAUUCGAUGACAAAGGAGGAACUAGAGUCAGAUGGCAGAAUAUUGAUUGAUCAGCCUAGUAGAUUAAUAAGAGUUGCCCGUGGUUCAGGUACUUCUGUAUUCGAAGUGGAAAUGAUUUUAAUGCAACAACAAAUGAUGGCAAGGAUGGCCCAAGGAGCUAAAAACAUGGGUGGUAUGCCUGGCAUGCCCGGAAUGCCCGGUGCUGCUGGCGCUGGACCAGGUGGCAUGCCAAAGAUGACACCGCAAUUAAUGCAACAAGCCCAGCAGAAAUUGAAACAAAAUCCAAGCAUGAUGAAAAAUAUGAUGAGUAUGUUUGGCGGUGCUGGUGGUCCUGGAGGUAUGGGCGGGUUCCCUGGUUUCGGUGGUGCCGGCGGUAUGCCUGAUAUUAAUGAAAUGAUGAAAAUGAUGCAGGACCCACAGAUGCAACAAAUGGCAUCUCAAUUUGGCAUGGGUAUGUAG
This is a messenger RNA of Eremothecium cymbalariae DBVPG#7215, 1611 nucleotides long. It is a transcript of the gene SRP54, whose product is annotated as RNA-binding signal recognition particle subunit SRP54. The record is from RefSeq and is a predicted model, not a curated record. NCBI's taxonomy places the organism in Eukaryota, Fungi, Ascomycota, Saccharomycetes, Saccharomycetales, Saccharomycetaceae. Gene Ontology annotation, molecular function: GTPase activity; endoplasmic reticulum signal sequence receptor activity; 7S RNA binding. Bases 1 to 1611 code for a protein of 536 amino acids. Gene Ontology annotation, biological process: SRP-dependent cotranslational protein targeting to membrane, translocation; SRP-dependent cotranslational protein targeting to membrane. The transcript has a single exon. Gene Ontology annotation, cellular component: signal recognition particle, endoplasmic reticulum targeting; cytosol.